This is a messenger RNA of Suillus discolor, 4530 nucleotides long. RefSeq lists its product as uncharacterized. The coding region runs from base 71 to 4246 and encodes 1391 amino acids. The transcript is spliced from 14 exons. Gene Ontology annotation, biological process: phospholipid translocation. The record is from RefSeq and is a predicted model, not a curated record. Lineage: Eukaryota; Fungi; Basidiomycota; Agaricomycetes; Boletales; Suillaceae. Gene Ontology annotation, cellular component: plasma membrane. Gene Ontology annotation, molecular function: ATPase-coupled intramembrane lipid carrier activity; ATP binding; ATP hydrolysis activity.
CUAUAAACAAAUCCCUUCUUUCCAUUAAUACUACUCCUCCUUCCUCCCUUCUCUGAGUCCAGGUGCUCAUAUGGCAAAGUAUCGCUCCAGCGUUACUGCCUUGUACAACAAAGUUGUCAACUUCAACGUAGAGUCUCUAUUCUCCCGCCAUCCUGGCCCGGGCAUACCUCGGACUGUCUUCUUCAACCAGAAUCUCCCAGAUGGCUACUUCGAUUCAAAGGGCAAGCCAAAGAAAGAGCAUGUCUACCCCACAAACCAGGUCAUCUCAUCCAAGUACACAAUCAUAACAUUUCUGCCCAGAAACCUCCUAGAACAGUUCAGGCGAAUAGCCAACAUUUUCUUUGCAUUCAUAGCCAUUCUGCAGUUCUUUCCCGAGUUCUCCACCAUCUCUCCAGGUCUGGUCAUAAUACCCAUCCUUAUCGUCCUUAGUAUCACCGCUAUAAAGGAUGGCUACGAGGACGUCAAACGCCAUCAGUCAGACCGUCACGUCAACCAUUCUCAGGUUCGCGUCCUCGCCGGUGGCGAUUGGGUUAACCCGAAUUUGAAUGGUAGAAAAAGUCGGACCUUCGUCAGGGGUAUCGUCCCAAGACGCCGUCCAAAGCGGAAAGACGUUGAGGCGGGUAGUGCAACCAAGCAAGAUCCAGAUAUCGAGUACGACCGCGCGGAUUCCAUGGAGGAGGUUGAACAUCAUAUGUUUGGAGAUGCCGGCGAAAAUAUUAGGCCUCAUUGGCACAAAACCAUGUGGGAGGAUAUCCGGGUUGGCGACUUUGUCAAAAUCAUGAACAAUGAGCCUAUUCCGGCUGAUCUCCUCAUAUGCGCCACCUCCGAGGACGAGAAUGUGGCGUUUGUCGAGACCAAGAACCUUGAUGGAGAGACGAAUCUCAAGUCCAGAAACGCAUGUCCUGCCCUAACUGACCUCCAUACUGCUGCCUCUUGUGUUUCCACACUCAAUCCAUUCACUAUCGACUGCGAUCGACCGGAUACGAACAUGUACAGGUUCAAUGCCACCGUUACUCGCAAUGGAGAAAAGUCCCCAGUGGACGUUCAGACGGUUCUUCUUCGCGGCACGGUACUCCGGAACACGGAGUGGGUCAUCGGUGUCAUUCUUUUCACUGGCGCUGAGACUAAGAUCGUCCUGAAUUCUGGAGGCACGCCCAGUAAGCGGAGUCGAGUCGAGAAGCAGAUCAAUCCCCAGGUCUUGGCAAAUCUAGCUAUUCUGGCUAUUAUGGCAGUCGUGUGUGGCAUCGCGGAUUCCCAGAUCGAAGCCGUGCAAUACGCAGAGGGUGCCCCUUGGCUAUACGGCGAUAACGUGUCUAGUGAUAACCCAAGGAUUAACGGGCUGAUCACUUGGGCAUUUGCGCUGAUCACGUUCCAAAACAUUGUACCCAUAUCCCUGUACAUCUCAAUAGAGUUUGUGAAGACGUGUCAGGCACUCUUCAUCUACUUUGACUACGACAUUUUCUACGUAAAGAAGAACCAACCGACCGUUGCCCGAAGUUACAACUUGUCCGAUGACCUUGGGCAGAUAGAGUACAUAUUUUCUGACAAGACCGGUACUCUGACACAGAACUCUAUGGUCUUUAGAGAGUGUUCCAUCGCAGGAACGGUCUAUCACGGUGAUCCUGAAGAGGAUGAGGACGACGACAUCAAGAAAACCUUAGGAAACAGUUCAGACGUCGUUCGUGAAACCAGCAACGACUCCUCCUAUGCUUCGACCUCCGGGCGUGGGGAUGAUCCUGCCGUCCCAUCUGCUGCGGAUGCCACCGCCGUCAAACUCUCUAGCGGUGUCCUCAAACAUUUCAGGGAUGAGCGCCUCUCCCAAGAUCUCGCACGUGCAGUAGAAGCCGAACCGGAUUCAGAAAACGCUGCUCAGGCGCGGUCGCUUAAUGGAUUUUUUUCCGUCUUGGCACUUUGUCAUACUGUUCUAACCGCUGUCGACCCUGCGACAGGCGCCAUCGAGUACAAAGCACAAUCACCUGAUGAGGCUGCUCUGGUCCAAGCUGCCGCGGACGUCGGGUUUAUCUUUCGCGGACGUGAGAAGGAGAUUCUGCUUUUGCAGACCCCUUUCUCGAAGGAGACAGAGCGGUAUGAACUGCUUAAUAUCCUGGAGUUCACGAGCGCACGGAAACGGAUGAGCAUCAUCAUCAAGAAACUGGAUGAACAAGAUGGGAGACUGUUCUUGCUUACGAAAGGCGCGGAUAACGUCAUCUUUGAGCGGCUGAAGGCUGGUGGAGAUGACUGGAAACGGACGACUGAGGCACAUCUGGAGGACUUUGCGAAUGCUGGAUUGCGGACGUUGACUUUGGCAUACAAGGUUAUUCAGGAGGAUGAAUAUGAGGCCUGGUCUGAACGUUAUCAUGAAGCCUCUACUGCCCUGGAGGACCGUGAAGACAAGAUCGAGGCAGUUUGUAAUGAAAUAGAACAGGACCUGCGACUUCUUGGUGCCACUGCCAUCGAAGAUCGACUCCAGGAUGGUGUGCCAGAAACGAUCGCUGAUCUCAAGGUCGCGGGAAUUAAGGUCUGGGUUGCUACCGGUGAUAAGCUCGAGACUGCCAUCGCUAUCGGGCGCAGUACGAAUCUCAUCGCCGAGGACUCCAAUAUUAUCAUCAUCCGCGGUAGCGACCGCCCGGUUGAACACCAGAUGAUUCAGGCGGUGGAGGAAUUCUUUCCAGAUAGCGGCAUACUCGAUGAACAUAGUAUUGCGUCUAAAUCACCUUCAACAGAGUCGACCAGCGCCUUCCCCAUGCGGCGGCUGAGCUUGGGGAUCUGUGAUAUCGUCGGAGACGACAACGGUAAUCGACCUGGGGGAUUUGUGCUUGUCAUUGAUGGCGCUGCGCUGGACCACGCCCUUCCGGAUGACAACAACAAGGCUCUUCUUCUCCGUCUUGCUACGCAAUGCGAGGGCGUCAUAUGUUGUCGUGUUUCUCCGCUGCAGAAAGCACUUGUGGUGAAGAUGGUUAAGGACGGUCUUCACGUGAUGACCCUUGCUAUUGGUGAUGGCGCGAACGAUGUCAGCAUGAUUCAGGCUGCGGACGUUGGUGUCGGCAUUAGUGGUGAGGAGGGUCUGCAAGCUGUCAACUCGUCGGACUAUGCUAUUGCACAGUUCCGGUUCCUCAAAAAACUGCUCCUUGUCCACGGUCACUGGUCUUAUGCUCGUAACGGGAUCAUGAUUGUGAACUUUUUCUAUAAAAACAUUGUGUGUAUCGGCGUGUUGUGGUGGUUCCAGAUCUAUUGUGGCUGGAGUUCAGCCUACGCAUUUGAGUAUACUUACCUGUUAUUCUGGAACUCGUUCUGGACGAUUGCUCCUGUCCUCGGAAUUGGCCUGUUUGAUCGAAUAGUUGAUGCCGAUGUUCUGAUGGCCUUCCCUGAACUGUAUCGCUAUGGUCGCGAACGGACUUGGUUUUCUAUGAAAUCGUUCCUCAUCUACAUGAUUGAUGGAGUCGUACAGUCUGUUCCUAUCUACUUUAUCAUCACCUAUACAUACUUCACGACUACUUCUCGUACUGAUGGAUACGGCAUCGAAUUGUAUGAGUAUUCAACGACCAUGGUUUUUGCCACCGUUAUGGCUGUCAGCUUGUUCAACGGCCUGAACACAAAUGUCUGGACUGCCUGGGUCUUCUUUGCUGUCUUCAUCGGUAUCAUUAUUCUCUGGAUAUUCACGGCUGUAUACGACGCAAUCAGCCCGGGAUGGACAGUGACUAACGUCUACGGCAACAAUUACUACCUGUUCACGUCGGCCUAUUUCUGGUUGUGUCAACCCCUCGUCAUCGCCAUCGCUCUCCUUCCAAGAUACCUCUAUCGCGCAUGGCAACUGGGCUACGCGCCUGGGGACCUAGAGAUGCUACGCUACAUCCGGAAGACACGGCCCGAUCUUGACAUGGCAACACUCCGAAGUGAAUCGACGCGCUCCAAGCCGUAUGCGUCUUCAAGGCGGCGUACAUCCUCACACAUGUCACGAGCGUCGAUUGCUUGUUCCAGCGUCGAUAACUUAUCAUUAGAUCGGAUGGCACAAGAUCCGCGCGGUGCAAGCCGAACAGACAUGUCCACUGGUAUUCGCUCCGUAUACCGCGGAUUCGACUUUGCGACUGAAGAAGGUGGCGUUGCAAUGCGACGCAUGCAGACCAAUCUGUCAGAGCGGAGGCAGAGUAGCCGCAACCUGCCUUCAAUGCGGCAGAGCCCGCCGAAGCGCAGCCUACGUUUGUUCUCCUCUCUGCGUCGCAAAACUACUCUCAAGAAGGAUGAUUGAUGAUACUUUUCAAAUUGCAUGCCAUGGUUUGCUUCUUCACAUUUUAUUCAUCAUUCAUCGCAUUGUGCUGCUACUCAUCUCCCCCCUUAUUCCCCACUCCACGUGUAUGGUCAUACUCACUGUAUUCCUCAUCCUCAGCUACUAUUUAUGACACCGGGAUAUAUAAACACCUCGACGACACACCUGAUAAAUAUACAAAUAUCAGAAUUACUAAUACACUAUAUACUGGGAUGUAAAUGAAACAAAUAAAGAUAGGGUAAAAAAGAUAACAUGACUUUCAAACA